Molecule: messenger RNA, 1682 nt
Organism: Copidosoma floridanum
Lineage: Eukaryota; Metazoa; Arthropoda; Insecta; Hymenoptera; Encyrtidae
Product: pancreatic lipase-related protein 2
Biological process (GO): lipid catabolic process
Molecular function (GO): lipase activity
Source: RefSeq, a predicted model, not a curated record
UUUUUUUUUUUUCGUUUGUUUUCGUUCCAUCGAUAAUUUUUUGGUGCCUUUUGUUCGUUCGUUCAGUUAUCGGGGGUUUUGAGUUUAUUCGAUUUACAGAGCAAAUCUUUUACUGGACGUCCGUCGCUUCAGCACAAUGUUGGGCAGACAGGUGGCUGUUGUCCUCACUGUCGUUGUGGCCUUCUCAGGAAACUUGAUCGGCAAGACCCAAUCGGCUCCGCCGAAAGAUGCGACUCCCCAAAAUUCUUUGCUCAACGAGGUGGAAACGAUGAUCGACACGGCCAUCAAAUUGAUCCGCGAGCCGGCUACGUUCAAACUCUACACGAGGGAAAAUCCAUUCGGAGAGGAGCAGAUGUUGCUGAACAACACGGAAGUUUUGUACGCCUCGCACUUCAACGAGAGCCGGCCGACGAAGCUCAUCAUUCACGGAUUCAGCGACACGGGCAAAGAAGCCUGGAUCCGAAACCUGAUCGAAGCCUACCUCAAGUAUCAAGACGUGAACGUGAUAGUCGUGGGCUGGGGCAUAUUGGCGGCCGAUCCUUACCCAACGGCAGCCAACAACACGCGCCGCGUGGGCGAGUACCUUGGGCUCUUCCUGGAUUUUUUGAGCCGCGAGUCGAACCUCGAGUACAAGGACGUGCACAUGUGCGGUCACAGUCUUGGCUCGCACGUGGCUGGUUUCACCGGUGCCUUCCUCGACGGUCGUAUCGGCAGAAUAACAGGUCUCGAUCCGGCGAGUCCGCUCUUCGAGACGGCCAACGGAGUCGCCGAUCCCGCGGACAUCCGCCUCGAUCCGACGGACGCGCAGUUUGUCGACGUGAUACACACCAGCGGCACCGCUUUUGGCUUCCUCGCCGCCAUCGGCCACUCGGACUUUUACCCAAACAGCGGCAAGUUCCCGCAGCCGGGAUGCAAUUUCGGGCCCACCGACACCUACUGCAGUCAUACACGGGCUUACCAGCUGAUGACGGAGAGCAUAGGCAGCACGUCAGGAUUCAAGUCAAAGAGCUGCGAGAGUUGGGAGAAGUACAAGGACGGACACUGCGACCACAAUCCGAUCGUUCUCAUGGGAGAGUACGCCUCAACAUCAUUGCGAGGGAAAUUUUUCUUGGCGACCAAGUACCCGCCGCCUUUCGCCAUGGACUGAAGUUCUCGUGAAAUCGACGCUCACAGCUUCACUCUGUACGAUUUGUCGCGCUUUCAACUAGUCAUUUGUCAGAUACUGUAUUUAUACGUCACGUCGCACGUCUAACUCGCUCUCUCCCUUUUUAUUGGUUAAUGAUUUUCAAACGGAAUUCCUUUUUCUUUCCACUGAUUAAAAAAAAAAAAAAUUAUUAUUACAACAGUAAAAAGGAAUUAUCGAUGCAUCGUUUAGGAAAAAAAAAAUAAUAAUAAUAAUAAAUAAAUAAAUCCAACAUCUUAGCUGUACUUGUAAGGAUAACGAAAUUUUGCAUAAUUGUUAAUGUAUAUGUAAUGAAACGAUCAUAUAACUUACAAUGUGAAUGGUCAAGCGAACUAAAGGAAUGAUAAUAUCUAUAGCUGCUUUGUGAAAUCUACACCUAGAGAAAACUACACAAGCUUCUUUAAACAUGUAUUACCAUCUUUAUUUUUUAAAUAAUUUUCUCGUUUAGUUUUGUAUAUGAUUAUUAUAUACAUCAUCAUUAAAUGUAUCUACUCAUUCA